Acanthosepion pharaonis is the source of this 1215-nucleotide messenger RNA. Lineage: Eukaryota; Metazoa; Mollusca; Cephalopoda; Sepiida; Sepiidae. The record is from the annotation of a GenBank genome assembly.
AUGCGCAAACAAUUUUAUUCCAUUAUAGAUAUUCUCAUUCUUUUACGCAGGCCUUUAUUAUUUUUCUGCUUCUGCUUUUACGUAUUCGUUACCAUUUGUUUCUUCCGACCCGUCUAUCUAUCUAUCUAUCUAUCUAUCUAUCUAUCUAUCUAUCUAUCUAUCUAUCUAUGUGUGUGUGAUUCAGUUCAUAUCUAUCUAACUAUCUAUCUAUCUAUCUAUCUAUCUAUCUAUCUAUCUAUCUAUCUAUCUAUCUAUCUAUCUAUCUUUCAUAUCUAUCUAUCUAUCUAUCUAUCUAUCUAUCUAUCUAUCUAUCUCUGUGUGUGUGUGUGUGUCUGUGUAAUUCAGUUCAUAUCUAUCUAUCUAUCUAUCUAUCUAUCUAUCUAUCUAUCUAUCUAUCUAACUCAAACUGUUCCUAUCUAUCUAUCUAUCUAUCUAUCUAUCUAUCUAUCUAUCUAUCUAUCUAUCUGUGUGCGUGUGUGUGAUUCAGUUCAUAUCUAUCUAUCUAUCUAUCUAUCUAUCUAUCUAUCUAUCUGCGUGUGUAUCUUUGUGACUCACUUCAUAUCUAUCUAUCUAUCUAUCUAUCUAUCUAUCUAUCUAUAUAUAUUCCCCCUCAUCAUCGCCAUCACAAUCCUCACAACACUGACCAUUAGUCGACUUCGUUCAAAACAACUCGAGGGUUCUCACACAAGUGUCAUUCUUCGAAAAAUCGAACGCAUUCUUUUAAAAACCUAUCUAUCGUCAUCUAUUUUCGUUCUUUUUUUUUUAUAUCCCUUUCAUGUAAGCGCCCCCUGCCCCGUCAGUAUCUCGUUCAGUCUCCGCCCCAUACAACUCACUGCCAUUUUAUUUUCUCUGAAACUCAAGACCCUUAUCCCCAAAGACACGCCCCCCUCUCCCACGGGAGAUGCACUGUUUACGCUGUUGGGUUUUGACAUCAUUUGUAAUUCUUUCUCGCCUUCUGGCCUUUUCUUCGUCCCCUCGUCCAAUUCAUAUUUACUUUGUCUUCAUCUCCUUCGGGCCCCUUUACGUCUCCGUGGAGAAAUUUCACCCGUCGACCUGUCAACUCAGACACACGCCAUAGAGUGUCUUGUUCAAACAUGGCGGCUAAAUACGGCGAAGGCAACUCGUGCACUUUUUCUUGUUCUAUCUUUCUUUCUUUCUUUCUUUCUUUCUUUCUUUCUUACCACCUCAACAAACAUUCCCGAAGAGUUUAACUAA